This is a messenger RNA of Bipolaris oryzae ATCC 44560, 1131 nucleotides long. RefSeq lists its product as uncharacterized. Bases 1 to 1131 code for a protein of 376 amino acids. The transcript is spliced from 4 exons. Lineage: Eukaryota; Fungi; Ascomycota; Dothideomycetes; Pleosporales; Pleosporaceae. The record is from RefSeq and is a predicted model, not a curated record.
AUGGCCGCCUAUAUUUCCAGUGACGAUCCUCAGGCAAAAGCCAUGGUCGAUGGUGAGGUCAUGAUGAAUGCGCAUCUCGCCAAUUUCCGCAAACAUGGGCCGCCACCUCCCAACUAUCGUGUCGAGCGCAAAGAAACGAAUCUCCAAUCCGCUAAAGCCUACCUCAUUCAGUACCAAGAGCUUUCCAGUACUCGGACAAGUUAUGAUCACCCACUUUCUGCUAAAGGUCUUGAGAAAAAUCCGAAUCCCAUCAUACACAACGAGCCUGAGCUUAAUCGCCCGAACUGCCCCGGUAUUGUCGAUGCACCUAUCAAGUACAAAGCUUCUGCUCAGAUGAAGUGGAUACAUUUUGAGACUUGGACAAAGGCACUUGCUGCAGCACUGGCCUCUCAGAAACAAGUCAGCAAGAGUAACAGGGAAUUCUACUACCCUCCUGACCGCGGGAGUCUUAUCUUCAAAAAUGAGCCCAGCGUCUCUAUUGUUGCACGUGCCUAUGGGGCUAGCUUGGUUGUCAUCUAUCCUUUUGUCAGCAAAAAUAAAAGCCAUUUCAACCGGAUCUAUGACAUUCAAAACCGGCCGCCUAUUCAUGCCAGAUGGUCCACAGGGCUACGAGCGACAUUGCCACCACUGGUUCUUGGGCGUCUUCCCAAGCAAAACCUCACAACAGUCGGUGCUGCCAAACCCUAUGAUGUUAUGUGCUUCUUGAUUGAUAUCAACAUGGUCAACCGACCGGCCUGGCAUGUCGGCUUAUACCACAAGUUCAACAUCCAUGAACUUGCGGAGAGAAUGGGCUUUCCGAUGAACGACUUGAAACCAGAAGUCUUUUUGUGCAAUCAUCUGGAGGCCGACUGCGAGUCCCAGAAGAUUCCCAAACCGAUGCCUUUCACCUACGACCCAAACAAGCUUCCAGAGUACAAAGCCAAAUACCCAAACGCAACUAUGACGUUUGAACGUCUAACCCAGCUGACCCUGAAUUCUCAUAUGAAGGCGAACAACAUCUCCAUUAGGCAAUACGCAGAAGCUUGGAACGAGGCAAUCGGGGCCAUGAUCUGUUACCAGCUGGACAGGACGGAUGCGAAAUGGCUGGAAUUCGCGGCCAAGAUGGAGGUUGCACGCAAGCUUCCGUUCUGA